AACAUAAAAAAUUUGGAGUUUUUAAUACAUUUGGUGUCGGAAUUCUUGAUUUUUUUUAAUAAAGGGCUUUUCUUUUUGUUUGGAAUUUUUUGAUUUCAUGGCUGCUGGUACAGAAGUAUCUGUUGAGACAGCAGUGGUGGAGAUGGAGUACCCUGGUGACGUUGCUGUUGAGUAUUCAUCGACAGAAAACACAGACACUGCCAGUGACAAAAAGGCUAAUUCCAAUGCUAAGGAGUCUGGGGAAAGGGAUGUAACUAGUGUUUUUAACGACUCUGGUUCAGAUUCAAAAUCAGAACUGCAAAUGAAGGAUAUUGUUGACAUGCUGAAGAAACUCAAGUUGAAUCCCCUGGCCAAGGAAUUCUUUCCUUCCUCUUAUUAUCACAGCGAGAAGGGAGCCAACAAUUUUGUGUUAACGGAUACAAACUCCGGCAUUGAUGGUUCCCCAAUAAAUCGUAGGAGAAGAAAUAAUCACAAUCAGGGCAGGAGGAGAAUGGGUGUUAGGACUUUCAGAGCUCAGAGAGAAGAUAGUAUUAGGCGAACAGUCUAUGUCUCUGACAUUGAUCACAAUGUCACUGAAGAGCGGCUUGCUGCUUUAUUCAGCUCUUGUGGGCAAGUUGUUGAUUGUCGAAUUUGCGGCGAUUCACACUCCCGUCUUCGUUUUGCUUUUGUUGAAUUUUCGAACGAGUAUUCUGCUCGAGCGUCCCUUACCCUUUGUGGGACACUGUUAGGUUUCUCUCCUGUUAAGGUGUUGCCUUCUAAAACUGCCAUUCUUCCUGUGAAUCCUACAUUCCUUCCCAGGUCGGAAGACGAACGGGAGAUGUGUGCCAGGACAAUCUACUGUACCAAUAUUGAUAAAAUGCAGGUUUCUCAGGCUGAUGUUAAGAAUUUCUUUGAAACAAGAUGUGGUCAGGUUUCCCGCCUCAGGCUCUUGGGGGAUCACAUGCAUUCAACACUGAUUGCUUUUGUUGAAUUUUCCAUGGCUGAGAGUGCAAUACUCGCUCUUGAUUGUUGUGGCGAAAUUUUAGGAUCCCAACAUAUCAGGGUAAGCCCUUCAAAGACACCCGUGAGACCGCAAGUUCCACCCCCAGCAAUGCGGUAAGCUGAUCAUUUGUGUCCUGAAUCUUGGAGAUUUGCUGUUAGUCCUCUUGGAAGAGACUUUGUUCUAGUUUAAGGGGUGGUGAAAUUGCCCCUGUUUCGGUUUUGCCAUUUCCUGCCACACUAACUUUUCUAUCAAUUGAUAUAACUCUUGAUUUUCAACUGAUCAAAUUUUACUGGGAUAGUUCCAUACUUCUGAACUUUUGCUAUGAUUAAUCAUAUAAUGCUAGCU
Molecule: messenger RNA, 1327 nt
Organism: Olea europaea var. sylvestris
Lineage: Eukaryota; Viridiplantae; Streptophyta; Magnoliopsida; Lamiales; Oleaceae
Product: polyadenylate-binding protein-interacting protein 8-like
Exons: 10
Coding region: 98-1099 (333 amino acids)
Molecular function (GO): RNA binding
Source: RefSeq, a predicted model, not a curated record